Trifolium pratense (red clover) is the source of this 849-nucleotide messenger RNA. RefSeq names its product protein DMP9-like. Bases 43 to 702 code for a protein of 219 amino acids. Gene Ontology annotation, biological process: endomembrane system organization. The record is from RefSeq and is a predicted model, not a curated record. NCBI's taxonomy places the organism in Eukaryota, Viridiplantae, Streptophyta, Magnoliopsida, Fabales, Fabaceae. The transcript has a single exon.
AAGUAUCCAAUCACAUGUUCUCUUCAUCUUAAACAAUCAAAUAUGGAACAAACUCAACAUGAAAUUGGAAUCAAAGUCUACAAUGCAACACCACCACCACCACCACAAGAAGUCACCACUGUCCCGCGACAACCCUCCAGUCACCCGGACCCUGGGAAGAAUCGUCGCGCCAUAAUGGCAAAAGGUGUUCAAAAAACCCUCUCAAAAACUUCCCUACUCGGAAACUUCCUUCCAACCGGAACACUCAUCACAUUCGAAAUGGUCCUUCCUUCAAUCUACCGAAAUGGUCAAUGCACUCAUGUUCACAUCAUCAUGAUGCAUUUCCUCUUAAUCAUGUGUGCACUUUCUUGUUUUUUCUUCCACUUUACCGAUAGUUUUCACGGCGCUGAUGGUAAUGUUUACUACGGUUUUGUUACUCGAAAAGGGUUGUCUGUUUUUAAACCGGGACUCGCUGUUUUGGUUCCUAAAGACGACAAGUACAAAGUUGGGUUUCAAGAUUUUGUGCACGCGAUUAUGUCGGUUAUGGUGUUUGUGGCUAUUGCUUUUUCGGAUUAUAGGGUUACUAAUUGUUUAUUUCCUGGACAUGAAAGAGAGAUGGAUCAAGUUAUGGAGAGUUUUCCAUUGAUGGUUGGAAUUAUUUGUAGCGGUUUGUUCCUUAUUUUUCCUACUUCAAGGCAUGGAAUUGGAUGCAUGUCUGCCUAAUUUACUAGUAUAUAUAUUAUAUAUAUGUUUUCAUUUGUGUGCUUGUUUAUUUAAUAACCUUAUGUAUUAAUUAAUUUAUGUAUAAUUUGUGUGAAAACAAUGUGAAGGUUGUGUAAUUUUAUAUAUAUUAACAUUGAUUGAAACAAA